Messenger RNA from Helianthus annuus (common sunflower), 387 nucleotides. RefSeq names its product 30S ribosomal protein S11, chloroplastic-like. Gene Ontology annotation, biological process: translation; ribosomal small subunit assembly; maturation of SSU-rRNA from tricistronic rRNA transcript (SSU-rRNA, 5.8S rRNA, LSU-rRNA). Gene Ontology annotation, molecular function: mRNA 5'-UTR binding; structural constituent of ribosome; small ribosomal subunit rRNA binding. The transcript has a single exon. NCBI's taxonomy places the organism in Eukaryota, Viridiplantae, Streptophyta, Magnoliopsida, Asterales, Asteraceae. The record is from RefSeq and is a predicted model, not a curated record. Gene Ontology annotation, cellular component: ribosome; mitochondrial small ribosomal subunit. The coding region runs from base 1 to 387 and encodes 128 amino acids.
AUGGUAAAAGCUAUACCGAAAAAGGGUUCACGUGGACGUAUUAGUUCGCGUAAGAGUAUUCAUAUUCAAGCAAGUUUUAGUAAUACCAUUGUGACUGUUACAGAUGUACGAGGGCGAGUGGUUUCUUGGUCCUCUGCCGGUACUUGUGGCUUCCAAGGUACAAGAAGAGGGACGGCAUUUGCUGCUCAAACCGCGGCGGCAAAUGUUGUUCGUACAGUAGUAGAUCAAGGUAUGCAACGAGCAGAAGUCAUGAUUAAAGGUCCCGGUCUUGGAAGAGACGCAGCAUUACGAGCUAUUCGCAGAAGUGGUAUACUAUUAACUUUCGUACGGGAUGUAACCCCUAUGCCACAUAAUGGCUGUAGACCCCCGAAAAAAAGACGUGUGUAG